AUGCAUUUGAGGAAACAUAAGUUUUGGACUCGAAAAAUUGUGCCUCUGAAAUGCAUAGGUUUAGUUGAACAAGAGAACGUAUCACAUGCAAAGACUUUAACACAAUCUAACAAGUACAAAGCAAAUGUAUCUGUCCAAAAUCCAACCACGUGGAACUUUCUAGACCCCACAAACCUUUCUCAACCGUUGGAUUCGUCUCUCUCUCAAUCAGGACCGUCAGACAGCUUUGGCUUUUCUUCCCAUAUUUAUUUUCCCAACCAAGCGGGUCCCUCUCUCUGCACUUCACCGUUUCCCCAUGCAGAAAAACCAUGGGCCAUCAGCGGUUUUCCACAUGUUCCAUUAAGAGACACGCUGCCCAAGAAUAAUCUCCAACGUCUCUUUUCUUCUUCUCCUGAUCAGGACACACGCCCGCUCCAAGACACAAUAGUUAUUAGGCCGGGUUUUCCAAUAAAUUACUCUAACCUUGAAGACAAAAUUCUCAUUAGGCAGAAUAGUAAUGAUAGGCUCAUUUAG
Molecule: messenger RNA, 513 nt
Organism: Vicia faba (fava bean)
Lineage: Eukaryota; Viridiplantae; Streptophyta; Magnoliopsida; Fabales; Fabaceae
Source: the annotation of a GenBank genome assembly